Molecule: messenger RNA, 1337 nt
Organism: Pelagomonas calceolata
Lineage: Eukaryota; Pelagophyceae; Pelagomonadales; Pelagomonadaceae
Source: the annotation of a GenBank genome assembly
CGGUUCCUUAUCCAGCUCUUGCUGCUCUCCCGCGCCGCGCGCCGCCCGCCGCGCCCUCCUGCCUCGUACGGCCAGGGUGGUGGUGCCAAUCUCAAUCUGACGCCCGCAUACUGACUACUGGUUGUGCGGCACUGCCGUCGACGAGAGCGUUGCAUCCGUGCCGCCGCGGAAGCGCAGAUAGAGCCAAAAUCAGGCUGUGUGUCUGAAGUGCCCAACUCGCCGCAUCAAUUGCAAUGCGCAUCGCGACUCGUGCCGGACGCCGCCGCGCGGCACGCCUGCGCGGCCCGGCCCUCCAAGAGGGCAUCUUGUACACGGUCCUCGGCUUUUUGGACGAGCGCGACGAUGCGAGCGUCGCGCGAAUCUGCAAGGACUACGCGGCGCUGCGACGGGCGUUCGUGCUCCGAUGCGGGUGCGACUGCAAACAGCUCUGGAACGUGUGCUACUCGUCCGACGGGAGAUAUGUGGCUACGGACGCCGGCCGCGAUAUUAGCGUGUACGAUUCAACUACGGGCCAGCUGUGUUAUCGCCAGACGAAUUAUGACAUGGGCACGGGACGCGAGGUCCGGGCGCUCGCGUUCUCGGACGAGCCUGGUCUGACGUUCGCAGCGGGCGGUAUUGAUCACGAGGGCAACGUUGAUUUCUGCACGUUAUACGUCGACGGCGCCUUGCGGCACACGUGGCAGCGCGAAGGCGUCGUCUGGGCCGUGGCGUUCGCUCCGGGCGGCGCAACGCUCGCCGCCGGCGGUCAGGACGAGAAGGUUACCUUGUACGACACGACGACCUACGAGGUGCGCAAGGAGCUCUUCCGCGACGGAGAGGUGAACGCGGUUGCAUUCAGUCCGGACGGGCAACUGCUGGCCUGCGGCGGCGACGACGCUUUAUUGGCGGUGUAUGAUUUGGCCACGGGAGCGACGAUGAGGUGGGAGAGGCCGGGCGGCAACCUGAUAUUCACCGUCAAAUUCUCUCCGGACUCGUCGAUGGUCGUGGCCGGGAACCGUUUCAUGAUGCUCGCCGUAUAUGACGCAGCGACGGGCGCGCGACUGCGCACGCUCCAUUUCGGCGGCUCCGUCGAGAGCUCGGACUUCUCGCGGUGCGGGCGCUGGCUCGCGGUGGGCGACUUCACCGGGGCCGUGACGCUCUUCGACGUGAGGGAUCGCUUCAUCUGUCGCCGAGUGCUGAGGCGCGGCGGCGCGGUGCCCACCGUCGCGUUCAGCCCAGAUUCCGCGACCAUCGCUAUCGGCUCGUGGGACAACACCGUAUCUCUCUACGAUGUCGAGACGGGGGAGUUGCGUCGGCGGCGCGAGAGACGGAGCGCUAUCGACGCGGGUAGGAAGUAA